Messenger RNA from Cuscuta campestris, 1413 nucleotides. The record is from the annotation of a GenBank genome assembly. NCBI's taxonomy places the organism in Eukaryota, Viridiplantae, Streptophyta, Magnoliopsida, Solanales, Convolvulaceae.
UGCGGUUUUCACGCCCCAAGAGCGUUAAACACCGCCCCCCAGCGGCGUUACCGAGGCGUGAAGCGGGCCGCGACAUUCGUUUGACGCUGGUGCUUCCCCUCCCCCUCCUCCCCUAACGGCUCUAAUAGCCGUUGAAGACCAAAAAAAAUUUUGUUAUAAAUUUCAAACCCCCCCCCCCCCUCACAUUCUCUCACACCUUCACUCUUCUUCAAUCUUCUUCACACAUUCUUCAAUUUCAAAAUCCCCCCUCUUUUCAACAUGAAUCCUACCGGCUCCGGCUUCUUUUCUGACAAUCCCGCGCCAAGCGAUGCCGCGAUGUGGUAUUACCAAGAGUUGGGCGAUCAACCGCCAAUCUUCGAGACGCAACAAUCGGGGUAUGUCGAGCGAGAUUCGGUUCCGGAGACUCAACCGGAACCGACUGGCUCGAAAAAAAGUACAUGCCGGAAAAGCCACAAAACAAAAGGCACGAUGACCGAGGCGGCACGGUCAAUCCAAAAGCGGACGCCGGAGGAGGAGUGCUUAUUGGCGUCGGCUUGGGUUGACGUCUCCGAGCAUCCUAUCAUUGGUUCGGAGCAAACGAAAGAUGCGAUGUGGGAUCGUAUCGAGGAGAAGUUCUUCACGGCGAUGAACAAGGACGGCUCCUACCGUACCCGGGACCAACUCACUUCCAAAUGGAGCCACAUCAACCGUAAAGUCCGAAAGUUUAUCGGAGUUUACGAGGAAUGCUCCCGGUCCCGGAGGAGCGGGACGAACGACGCCGAUGUUCUCCGGCUUGCCACGACCCGGUAUCAAGAUAACGGGCACCAAGGCAAUGUUCCCAUCGAUCUUUGGAGGAUUUUGAGCCGUUCCCCGAAGUGGCAACAACUCAACAAUCCCGACAGCGGAUCGUCAAAGAAAAGAUCCUCCGUCGACGCCGAGGUUGAGGUCGACGAGACUAUCGGUUCGUCUGAUCAAAUCCCUCCCUUCAACGUUGCGGAUUCCGAUGACGAGGACCCCAUUCCACGGCCGAUCGGAAGAAAGAAGGCAAAAUCCAUUGCCUCGGGUUCGGGAGGGUUCGGCUUUGCUUCCAUUUCUUCUCGCGACGAAAUUGGUCGGGCAAUGGUUGAACAACUUCGGGUGUUCAAUCUUCGAGAAGAAGAGAGGUUGAAGCUAAAAGAGAAGGAGUUGAAGCGAAAGGAGCAAGACGACGAGAUCAAAAUCAUGGAAACCGACCUUUCUACAUUGUCAGGUUUCAAACGGAUGAUCUACGAGCAAAGACAAAGAGAGAUCAAGGCGAACUAUAAUUUACCUUAGUUUUUUUAUUAAUGUAUCUUUUUUAUUAUUGUCGUUUUUUAUUUUAAUGAAUGUAAUUUUUUAAAAUUUAAAUUAUUUUCAUUUCAAUUUUUUUAAAUUUAAUGAAUGUAUUUUUUAUUA